CCAAAGGAGAGACCUGAAGCCGAGAGCCACUCGUGUCCAUGUUGCAGCCAUGGCGUCAGCCUGGUGCCUCCCACAUUGCCCCGAGGUGCACUUGGCAAGCGCAGUCCAAACUGCCCCAGAUGACAAGGGCCAGCAAGGGAGCCUUGCUCGCGGCCUUGAGCCGCUGCUUCCCAGUUCGGCCCCGAGAGCCCCGGCAGAUGGCAUGCCGUGCCUUUGAGCAGCGAACGAUCUGCGGAACAGAGACUGCACCGCACGGUCCCGAUGACCGGUUCUGGGAUCAAACCAACGACGAGUCCAUUUCUCAAAUGCACUCGAUGUCAAAGUUUGCCGCUGCUGACGUUGCGCUCUCGGGUCAAAAGCCGCCGGAAGCAUUUGUGGACGUGGCAUCAAGCACAGGCUUGAAGAACUCGGGCAAGAAUGUGAAUCAAGGCCAGCGGUCACUGCAGCUGCACGAGACUUUCCAUACUCAUGAAGCACCUGUACGACCUUAUGCUGUCACCUCGUGGUCUACCUCAUGGACUACCACCACAACAUCACCUUCUACAUCCUCCACAUCCACUUCCUCAUCAAAUACCUGUACGACCUCAUGAUGUAUGACCUCAUGAAGUACCUGUACAACCUUAUGCUAUACCACCUCAUGAAGUACCUGUACGACCUCUGCCUCAUGGACAUCACCUUCUACAUCCUCCACAUCCACUUCCUCAUCAAGUACCUGUACGACCUCAUGAUGUAUGACCUCAUAAGUACCUGUACGACCUUAUGCUAUACCAUUUCAUGAAGUACCUGUACGACCUCAUGCUGUACGACCUCAUGAAGUACCUGUACGACCUC
Molecule: messenger RNA, 831 nt
Organism: Effrenium voratum
Lineage: Eukaryota; Dinophyceae; Suessiales; Symbiodiniaceae
Source: the annotation of a GenBank genome assembly